Messenger RNA from Phoenix dactylifera (date palm), 1416 nucleotides. Its product is annotated as Phosphoglycerate mutase family protein. The record is from RefSeq and is a predicted model, not a curated record. Lineage: Eukaryota; Viridiplantae; Streptophyta; Magnoliopsida; Arecales; Arecaceae.
AGCAGCUCCAUGGAUAAAACCCAAAAGAAAAAAGGAAGCUUCUUCUACUCUGUGCCACUGCUCUCAUAUUUAACACCACGAGAAUGAGAGCGCCUCUUUGCUGCUGUGGAUCGUCCGCCAUUUCCUUGCCCUCCUUCUUCCUCCCCAGUCCGUUCCCCAGAAACCCUAGUCCUCGCCCCGCCCGAUCCCUUUCCGUCUCCACUGCCGAGCCCCAGGCCUCCGAGGAGGCCUCCGCCCAGCCCCUCCACCGCCGCCGCCUUAUCCUCCUCCGUCACGCAGAGAGCGCUCUCGGGGACCGCUUCACGAAAGGUAGGGAUCAUGGUCGCCCAUUGAGUAAACUUGGGCGGACUGAUGCGAUCAGUGUGUCUUACAAGCUUCAGCAGAUGGGAUGGAUACCUGAGCUUAUUCUAUCCAGCAAUGCCACUCGAACAAAGGAAACUCUGCAAAUCAUGCAAGAACAUGCACAGGGGUUUUCUGAAGCAGAGGUAUAUUUUAUACCAAGCUUCUACUCUGUUGCAGCAAUGGAUGGCCAGACUGCUGAACACCUUCAGAAGGCUAUCUGUGAGUAUUCAAGGGAUGAAAUCCUCACUGUGAUGUGCAUGGGACAUAAUAGGGGUUGGGAGGAAGCGGCCUCAAUGUUUUCUGGUGCUACAGUAGAAUUGAAGACUUCCAAUGCUGCCUUGCUUGAAGCUACUGGGAAAUCAUGGGAUGAGUAUGGUCCCCCUUGCACGAUUUGACUUGAUGGAUUGUGAAAGCGGUGCAGCAUAGGCCUUCACUUUGGCUGGCCUUGGAGGUUGGAAGCUCUGUGGAGUUGUGAAGCCUGAUUCCACAUUGUGAGAUGUUCCUCAAUUUUGAUUAGCGAGCUUUCUUUGCUUUUUGACUUGUAUUUGUGGAGAACAGAUUAUAGCUUUGCACAAGUCUUCAUCUGAGGCUGCCGGCUUAUCUUACAAAUACUUAUGUUGGUGAAUGAUGAGGUGUAUAUAAUGAUGCCCAAGUUAGUCUCUUCCACUUUUGAAAGAUGAGGCAUAUGCAAGUAUAUCCAAGUUGGAGUCAGUUCCGAUGUGUUGUUUGGAGCUGUGCACUUAAUAGAAGAAAUUCCUGACUUCUUCACUAGAGCUAAAAUAUUUCGAGUCCAAGAAAGAGAAGCAAAUUUUCAGCCAUGCCCUCGUAGAAUUUGCUGUUAAUAUGAAACGGAGGUUAUUGUGUGCUUCGGUUGCUUCCUACUCUAAUGAUUCUCCCAUGAUAUUGCUAUCGAAUUGUUGUUUCACUGAUCAUAGUCUAGAUAUCUGAAUGUUUGAUCAUAGUGUGAAAUCAAGCUUGGACUGUUUAUUCUGAACCAUUUCACACUUGAGUAAUUGAGUUAUGAAUUUGAAACUGAAUACGCAUCUAUAGUAACCUUUUUGGUGGAUUUUAUAA